Molecule: messenger RNA, 9641 nt
Organism: Conger conger (European conger)
Lineage: Eukaryota; Metazoa; Chordata; Actinopteri; Anguilliformes; Congridae
Gene: map1b
Product: microtubule-associated protein 1B
Exons: 7
Coding region: 14-6772 (2252 amino acids)
Biological process (GO): axonogenesis; dendrite development; regulation of microtubule depolymerization
Cellular component (GO): synapse; microtubule; microtubule associated complex
Molecular function (GO): microtubule binding; actin binding
Source: RefSeq, a predicted model, not a curated record
CAGGGGUUUGAGGAUGGCGACGCUUGUGGAGUCGGCCGAUACCGAGCCUGCAUUCAGUCGUAAGGCGAUGGCAUCUCCUACAUCUGCCAGCCUUUCACACCGAUUUCUCGACAGCAAAUUUUAUCUGCUUGUGGUUAUCGGAGAAAUUGUUACAGAAGAUCACCUGAAGUGCGCCAUUGCAGAUAUAGAAAAGGGGAUCCGUUCAUGGGACACAAACCUCAUCGACUGCAACUUGGACCAGGAACUCAAGCUCUUUGUUUCUCGGCACUCAGCACGGUUUUCAGCAGAUGUACGAGGUCAGAAAAUCCUGCACCACAAAAGCAAUGUUCUGGAGACAGUGGUACUUAUCAAUCCCUCAGAUGAGGCUGUCAGUACUGAGGUUCGGCUCAUGAUCUCAGACACUGCAAGGCACAAACUGCUGGUACUAUCAGGACAAUGUUUUGAAAACACAGGGGAGCUCAUUCUUCAGUCUGGGUCUUUCUCUUUCCCAAAAUUCAUUGAUAUCUUCACUGAUCAGGAGAUUGGGGAACUGCUCAGCACUACACAUCCAGCUAACAAAGCAAACCUCACUUUAUUCUGCCCUGAAGAAGGCGACUGGAAGAACUCAAAUCUGGACAAACACAAUCUACAGGACUUCAUCCAUAUGAACAUGAGCUCUGCCUUAAUACUGCCAGAAAUGGAAGGCCUCUCUGAGUUUACUGAAUACCUGUCAGAGUCUGUGGAAAUCCCAUCGCCAUUUGACAUGUUGGAGCCUCCGACCUCUGGGGGAUUCUUGAAGCUGUCGAAGCCCUGCUGCUACAUCUUCCCGGGUGGUCGAGGAGAUUCUGCCUUAUUUGCUGUCAAUGGAUUUAAUAUGCUAAUCAAUGGGGGUUCAGACCGCAAGUCCUGCUUCUGGAAACUGGUCAGGCAUCUGGACAGGGUAGACUCCAUUCUGCUGACACACAUUGGAGAUGACAACUUGCCUGGGAUCAACAGCUUGCUGCAAAGGAAAAUAGCAGAACAAGAGGAGGAACUGUCACAGGGCUCCACAGCCAACAGUGACUGGAUGAAAAAUCUCAUCUCCCCAGAUCUUGGAGUUGUGUUUCUUAAUAUUCCUGAAAACCUUGAAAACCCAGAGCCCAACUACAGAGUGAGAAGAAACAUUGAAGAGGCUGCCUUCACCCUGCAAUACUUGAACAAGUUGUCUAUAAAACCUGUAACUCUUCAGAGGCCUGUUGGAAAUGCUAUAGACCCGAUUAUUUUAUUUCAGAAAAUGGGUGUUGGGAAGUUGGAGAUGUAUGUUCUGAACCCAGCUAAAAACAGCAAAGAGUUGCAGUACUUUAUGAAACAGUGGACCGGGAGUGAAAAAGACAAAGCUUCAGUGUUGCUUCCAAAUGGCAAAGAGACAGAGAUGGCAAUUUCUUAUUUAACCUCCAUUUCAUCUUUGAUGGUGUGGCAUCCAGCUAACCCCUCUGAAAAGAUUGUCCGUGUCCUGUUUCCUGGCAAUGCGACACAAUAUAAUAUUCUUGAAGGCUUGGAAAAGCUCAAGCAUUUAGACUUUUUGAAACAGCCUGUUGUGACCCAGAAAGAGUUAUCUUCAGAUUUGGCACCAGCACUGAAGCAAGCAAAAUUGAAGCACAAAACCGAUAGCAAGGAAAGCCUAAAAUCAACCUCAAAGCCAUCAUCUAGUCGAGGAGUCAAAAAGGAAUCCAAGGAAGACGUACCAGAGAAAGCAAAAACAGACUCAGAGGCAGCCCAAGAAAAGACACCAAAGGUUGAGAAAAAAGAGAGACCUUCUACAAAGAAAGAAAAGGCAAAGACAACAGAAACAGAUGCUAAGGCAAAGCCAGAGGAAAUAAAAAAAAAUGAAACCCCUGAGAAAAAGAAAGAUAUCAAAUCAAAAGCACCCAAGGAAAAGGUGGUUAAAAAAGAAAUCAAGAAAACCACUGAAAAGAAAAAUGAAGAAAAAGAAGCAAAGAAGGAUGUGGCUAAGAAAGAAGAGAAGGUGACCACAAAGAAAGAUGAAAAGGUUAAAAAAGAAGAGAAAGUAAAAAAGGAAGAGUCCAAGAAAAAAGAAACAAAGAAGGAUGUAGCAAAAGAUUCUCCAGUGAAAGAAGGAAAGAAAGAACUUAAGAAAGAUGAUAUCAAGAAGCCCUCCAAGGAAUUAAAGAAAACCCCUUCUGUCCCGGCAGAUUCCAAAAAGCCUGUGUUAAAACCAAAAGUGCUAAAGAAAGAAGACUCAUCAAAGAAAGACAUGGGUAGUCCUGGAAAAUCCAAAGAUAAGGGAAAGAUCAAAGGCUCAAAUAAAAAAUCUAAGCCCAGUGAAGCCAGUCUUAGUGCUGGUGCUGCUGUUGCGGCUGCUGCUACUGUUGGUGCAUCUGCAGCAGCUUGCAUUGCAGAGACAAUUGAAGCUGAAAGAUCAUUGAUGUCAUCUCCUGAAGAUCUCACAAAAGACUUUGAAGAGCUUAAAGCAGGUGAUGCUGGUGGGACUAUGCCUCACACAAAGCAGGACGAUUCAAAGCCUAAUGAUGAGAUACAACAUGAGGAAAUAGUCCUGGGUAAAGAGGACUCUAAGGUCGAUGAGCAAGUAGAAUCUCUGGAUGAAGGAAUAACAACUACCGAAGCUGAAGGGGAAAGUGGAGUGACCCCAGACGAAUUGGAACAUAAAGGAAAAAUUAAUACUGAUGCUUGUGAGAAAUUUGAAGAUGAGGGCACUGGAUUGGAGGAGUCAUCAGAAACUGGAGACUAUGAAGAAAAAGGAGAGACUGAAGAUGUGGAUGAACAGCAAGAUCAGAAUGAAAGGAAAGAAACAUGGGAUGACCUGGUUGGCAGCAAAGAGGAAGACCUGCAAGAAGGCAAAAAAUCCAAAGAUAGCCUGGGUUCCAAAGAAGAAGAUGACUUGGAAACAUCUGGGAAAGAUAGAAAUGAAGCAACAGAAGAUAAAACUGAAGAAGGCACACCAGCUUUGAAAGAAAAUGGUUCCCUGCCAAAGAUGUCUGAUCCUCAUUUUCCUUCAGACGAACAUAGCUUGAUUCAAAAUGAAGCCCUUCCGGAUGCCUCUGUGAGUGAAACAGCAUCAGAUGAAGAGAAUCGAGAUGAGCCCCUCGAGGAAUAUACAGCCACAUCUGGCCACACCCAAUCUACACUUGAGAUUUCCAGUGUCCCAACACCAAUGGAUGAAAUGUCAACACCAAGGGAUAUUAUGAGUGAUGAAACCACCAAUGAUGAAACUGAGUCACCCUCUCAGGACAUGGCUAGGUUUGGAGGGGCUGUACCAUCAGGUGGUUUUGACAGAACAAAGCUUUCUCCACUUCAUGACAGCCCAGAAUCUGAUCAUUCAAAGAGUGAUGCCACAGAAGGCAUGGGUUAUCAUGCAUCAGCUUCUACACUAUCUCCACCAUCAUCAUUAGAAGAGGACAAAUCUUGCAGACAGCCUCCUUCUGAAGACAUGUCAAAAAAGAAUGAGGGAGGGUACCGAUUAUCACUGGACAUACCAGAGAAAUUCAGCCAGGACACAACGAGUCUUAGUCCAAGUCCACCCUUUCCACUUGUUAGGACACCUACCAGUGAUCACAGUGCAAAUGCUGAUGUAACACCAACUGCUAUUGCUGCACCAAUUGAAUUAGGAACAACUCUUUCUGGAACACUACAGGAAGUAGAGCCCACUAACAGUCCAGAUGAGAAGACUUUGGAGGGUGCCUCUUCCAUUCAGUCUGCUCCUGAAAGUCCUGGCCAUACACCAUAUUAUCAGUCACCUGUUGAUGAAAAGGUGAGUGCACCACCACCUGAGACUUCUGUCAAAGUUCAGGGACCAAUCAUUGUGGAAGUUACCAGUGACAAAGAGGAAUCUCCCACUAGAGUCAGUCCAAUGGAUGAGCCUGUCCCACAUUAUGCAUCACCUGUUGAGAAGGUUCUGUCUCCUCUUCGUAGUCCCCCACCACUGGGAGCUGACUCAUUAACAGAUGGGUCUCCAAAUGCAGAUGGAAAGCCACACUUUGAGCUGAUUCAGUCCUCAGCAGAGGUGAGCGAUGACAAGAAAACAUCAUCACAGUCUCAAAGUCCCUUAGCUGACAGCGCCUCAACUUCACCCACAACUCCACAGCCUGAGCAGAAGUCCUCAGAUCUACCAGGAACAGAUAAAAGUGACACUGGUUUCCAAAGUGACAAACAAGAAAAAGGAGAGGAAUCGGGGAAAGCAACACGAGAUCUGUCACCUGUAUUAGUAGACUCCAGCUCCACUGGAGCAUUUAAAGAGGAGAGUAAAAUGUCCAUAUCAGAAGGAACAUCUGAAAAGUCAGGAACUCCAGUGGAUGAAGUUGUAGCAGAGGAUACAUUUUCUCAUAUCGCAUCUGCUUCAACUGCUUCACUUGUUACUAGUUCAUUUCCAGAGCCAACAACAGAUGAUGUAUCCCCGUCAUUACAUGCUGAAGUUGGCUCCCCGCACUCAACUGAAGUAGAUGACUCACUCUCUGUGUCUGUGGGUCAGACUCCAACAGCAUUCCAGGAAACUGAGGUCUCACCAUGUAAAGAAGAGAGCCCCAGGCCAAUGUCAAUUUCCCCAGAUUUCUCACCCAAAACAAAAUCAACAAUAUGCUCCAUGCAGGAGCCUAAAUCUCCAGAGCAGUCCACAAUGUCCAUAGAGUUAGAUCAAGAGUCCCCUGUUCACUCUUUAGCCCUUGAUUUCAGCAAACAGUCUCCAGAACAUCCAGUAGCCAGAGGAAAUCAAUAUAUUACUGAGAAUGGCCCAACAGAGGUUGAUUACAGUCCUUCUGAAAGACUUGAUAAGCAAUGUCUGUCUUCAGUGGAUACAAUUUAUUUCAAAGAGAAUUACUCAUCUCAAGCUGCUUUGGCUUCUCCUUCAGAUGGCUCCCAGUCCACUCCUUCUGUUAAUACACCAUCCCAGAUUUCAACACCAUUCAAAGAGGAGGACCAAUUAACUGCCACAGACCCCAAUAAAAUUUCACCAUGUUCCACUAAAAGCUCAGCUUCCCCAGAUAGUUUAUUGUUGAAAGCUGAGGAAACUAUUGAGCAGUUAGAUAAGUCCCCUGCCACUCCUAAAAUCUCAUCCCUCACACAUUCUCCUCUUUCCUCUGACUCAUCAGUGGUUGGUCCUGAUAAUGUGUCAAUUAAAUGCAUGGGGUCCACUCAAAAUCUCGAAAAGACCCCCAGUCCAAAAGCAAGCCCCCUCAGCUGCUCACCACCAUCGACGGAUAUGCCAUUUAGUUCUGAAAGCUCUGUUGAUCAGAAAGGGCUAUCAUUGCAAGAAGAUGAACCUAAGGAAAAACAUGACAAGUCACCUUCGCUGCCAGAAGCCGGAUCUCCUCCUUUUUCAAUGUCUUCCUAUUCUUGCUUUUCACAGAAAACAGAAUUAGUAUCUCAGGUAUCAGGAACUAAUCCGUUUCUGUGUGAGGAACCUACUGGUCAGUCUAAAUCCCCAGUGAGUCCGAAAAUUCCUUCUCCUUCAUAUUUACCACUUUCAUCAAAUUUGUCUGACUUUCAGGACAAGUUUAGCACACAUUCACAGUCAUCAUCUGCAUCUUACUCACAGGCAUUUGAAUCCAGUUUUUCUCAAAGUGCGGAACUGAACAGGGACAAACAAGAAGACCAGAAGAGUGCAGAUGGUCCCCCAGAACCGGAUUACUCUAAAAAGAGUCCCUCUCCACAAUCUAGAACAGAUGUUGAUUUAUGCUUGGUUUCCUCUUGUGAAUACCGGCACCCUAAAACAGAGCUCUCUCCUUCAUUCAUAAACCCAAGCCCUCUUGAAUUCUUCACCACUGAGGAGAAUACUCUGGAAGAAGAAAAACCUUUAGCUAAAUCUGGAGGAGAUCCUCCACCACCUGGUGGGAAACUCCAUGCCAGACAGUGUGAUGAAACUCCACCAACUUCAAUCAGUGACUCGGCCCCUUCACAGACAGAUUCAGAUGUACCCCCUGGGACUGAGGAAUGCCCCUCCAUCACUGCUGAUGCAAACAUUGACUCUGAAGAUGACUCUGAAACUCUUCCAACGGACCGGACUUUGACUUACAGGCAUGCAGAUCCUCCCCCAGUCACCCUCCGUGACUCUGCACCCUCUCCACCACAUCCUGACGUCUGCAUGGUCGAUCCCGAAGCCUUGCUAGCCGAACAAAUCUUGUCAAAACCUUCAAAGAAAGAGGGGAGUGAAAAAAUUAAGAAGAAAAAAAUAGGAAUGAAGGCUAAGUCUUCCUCACCAGCAAAAAAGAGCAUUACAAAAACAAGCGCUGGUAAGGACUCAUCAGACAAAUUUUCAAAGACUUCAUCUCCAAAGAAGAAAGACUCCUCAACAUCCAAGUUGAAUAUGAAUGUUGGUGGAGAGGGAAAAGAUGCCAAAAAUGCAUCAAAUACCUCUGCUUCAAAGGGUGCAAAAACAGCUACAUCAGGCUCUGGCAGUGGUAAGGCCACUGGAGGAAUGUCCAUCCCCGACUUCCCCCCAAUGUACCUGGACUUGGUAUAUAUACCAAACCACUGCAGCGCUAAGAAUGUUGAUGCUGAGUUCUUCAAGCGGGUGAGGUCUUCUUACUAUGUUGUAAGUGGUAAUGACCUGGCUGCACAAGAACCCAGCAAGGCUGUUCUGGACUCUCUGCUGGAGGGGAAAUCUCAGUGGGGCAGUAAUAUGCAGGUCACUCUGAUCCCGACCCACGACUCAGAGGUAAUGAGGGACUGGUACCAGGAGACCCACGAGAAGCAGCAGGAUCUCAACAUUAUGGUGCUGGCCAGUAGUAGCACAGUGGUCAUGCAAGAUGAGUCAUUCCCUGCGUGUAAGAUUGAGCUGUAAUUCAUAAUCUCCUGAGCAUUGCACAAACUCAGUGCUCUUACAAAAUCCUCAGUGUAAAACAUAGACAUACAAAAUAUUAGGUGUACUGUGAAGUAAGGGAGGGAGGUGUACGAAUAUGCUGUUACUCAGCUAAGGCAAACACACUUUGUAACUAUUGAACAUUCUCCAAACCACCAGUAAUUAUUUAAAGUACAUUGUUGAAACACAGAAAAUAUGGAACAUUUUCUAGACUGUUACCAUCAUACUGCAAACUCCAUCAUGAAGCAUGUCCACAGGUCUACUCUGUAGAAUGGUGUGUGUAAACCUUUUUUGUUUUCCAGAAAAGGGAAUGUUUGAAUAGAUAAAAUAGUUAUUAUUACACAAGGCAUGCUUGCAGUUCGUUUUAACCACAUUUUCCAAUGCAAAUUUGUUCACUUUUAGGACAUGUUCAUGCUCAUUAGCACUGUUAACAGUGGUAGAAUAAGUCAGAGAAAUAUAAUAACUAGAAGGACUCUACCCCCAAUGCCCACCCGCCCCUCCCUCUUUCCAAACCCCUUCAUAAUAAGUGCUUAACUAUAAUCUGUAAUUGUGUAAUCCUGUAUGUACAGUAGAGGCUACUGAAAUUCGACAUUUUCAGCAACUAUUCCUAAUGUGUACCUCUAUUCAGGAUGUCAAACUGUAGGUAACAGUAUCCUACACCUCAAAGAGCACUAAAACCUAUCUAGACAAAAUAAUUAUUAAUAUUGGCUUUUACCCUAAAGCAUAGAUCAAAUAAUAAGGGUAUACACAUCUGCCUUAGAACGUUACCUGAAUGUACGUAUAAGAUACAUUAUGCACGUAAUAGAGAAAGAGAAACAGCAGGUGCAUGAGUUGAAAUAAGUGGAAUGAUAGUCAAAGUCAAUUGCCCACUAUCAGAAUUGUCUUUUUUAAGACUGGAACAGCUCUGUGUAUCUGUAUUUUGUGUGUACUACAACCAUGUUAUUUGAUUGAUCUCAUCGGUAAAAUAUUCUUAGCUGAUUGAAGGUCCCAAUGGAAUGUCAUUUAACAGCUUUGGGAUGAGACCAUUGAACACAUUGGAUCAUUAUAACCUUGCAGGUUUUUAAUUACUUUGUGAGCCUAAUGGCAGGAGUUUUGCUUUUUAUUUGUUUGGUAAAAUCUGGCCAUUCAAAAUGCAUUAGUAUUAGGGAAAACAAUUAACAUCACAAUACAGUAAGACCUCACCUAUUUCUUUUCCCCAGUGCAUAAGGAUAAUGCCACAAUAGGCAUAUUCUUAUAAGCAGUAGUGAUCGGUCUAUUUUUUUCAGUGGAAAGUAAAUCAACCCAAGGCAGACAUUAGCAUUGCUAUAAAUAUUAGCAAUAUUGGAAUUGACAGUUAUAGUUCAGUUCUCAGAUAACUGUCAUCCCACACUAAAGCCUCAUUUAAUUUUAAGUGAGUUAUUAUUUUAUUUAUGUUUUGCACAAUUUAUUUCACUAGAUUCUUAUUUUAGGGACCAGACUAUUUUUUUUUGUUGUUGAAAAAAACCCUCAUAAAAACAUUUUUAGCCUCUGGAAAAAAGUAUUUUGAUCCAUCAAUGCCUUGAACAGACAGAGAGGAAUUCUACAGCUGCUUUUUAUGUAGUGGUUUAAUGUCAGAUAUGCUCAUUACAAAUGUAAACACAUAUUGCAAUAGGUUUCAGAAUGUCCUUUCCCUGGUUCAUCUGAUGGUAUAUGAACUUAAUCUAGUGGGUACAUUUUCUUUUCUUGUAAUGUCAGAGAGGAAAAAAAAACUUGAAUGUAGUGCAUUUGAAUGUGGUGCAUUUGGUUUUGUUCAUGAAGUGAUAUGUUUCCCAAGCCCUUUGGACUUUUUCUUUUUAAAAUGUACUAUACUUAUAAAUAACUUUGUGGCAGGGUGAAUUGUUGGGAUAGAUUUGCAUGUGUAAUGUAAAAUACUGAACAUUUCUUUUGUAAUGCGGGGGAAGACUGGAACUGCCAGCAAAAAGUAAAUAAAUAAAAAAUAGGGCCAUUGUAAAGCCACAGUAGAAUAUAAGAAACUCAUUCACUGGCUACUAUUGGAACUACAGCUGUCAUCACUCCUGUACAAACCAGGUGUUGAUCAUUAUUAAGAUUUUAAACAUGAUCCACCACAACCAAAAUGGUGUCCACAUCUUUGGACACUGUUCUUCAGUUAACUGCAAACACUUUUUCCAGACCUAGGCAGUCACCAAACUGUAUCCUUCAUAAACAUUAGAACAUCAUUAUCAUUAAGCUAAGUCAGAUAUAGCAGAGCUUAAUUUAAACUUGACGAUGGCAUGGGGAGAUUAGAUGGAUCAGUGUGUGUAAGCUACAGGAUUAUAACUGAACUUUUCAUUUAAUAUAUAAGGAUUUGCAAAAGCCAUGAGCUGAACAGAGAUAACAGGGGACCGUAGCAACAAUGAAAUUACAUUGUUAAAUAUUGAACAUUUCAAUACAGGAUAGAACUCAAAAUCAAAUGAGUUGCAGCAUUAUAUUUCAGUCAAAAAACAACUGGACUUUUAAUAUUUGUAUCAUCUGCUCUUCAGUACACUGGACCUGACACAAGAGUUAUACAACAACUUGCAACAGUACCUUUAACCACACGCAUGAGCAUCCGGUCACAUCACAGCUAACAGUGACUGCAGAAGUCUUGACGUUUCCUCUCAGAAACACUUCAUGCUAUUCUUUCUCCUCCUGGGUGAAUGUUAAUGUAUGUCUGCAGCUGUGUAAGGUAUAUGUGUUGUAAUCUUGCAUCCUUCCUAUCCUUUUCCAAAUCAUAAUGUAGAGCCUAGUUUCGAGUAAAAGUAUUACUUCGUGCUUUUCUGAUAUUUGUGUGCAAUAUCUCCUCCCACUGAGGUGUUUGAUGUAAAGGGAACUACCAUUAAAAGAGGGGAAAACA